AUGUUCAUUGCAACUCAAAGCAACUCUAGAGAGACUGCUGGGGAUGCAAUUUUCAAUGCAAUUUUCGAAGCAACCCCGAGCCUACAGACACUGUUCAAGUCCCCACGCCCAGUGAUGGCAUUGAAGUUCUGCUCAGCACUGGUGGGCCUGAUCAAUGCGGCCCCAAAGCCGGGAGCAUUGAAGACUGCAGUGGAGACAAUAGGAUUUCAGCACUUGGAUGUGGAAGUAACCGCUCCUCGCAUGGAUGUGUUCCGAGAAGCUAUUUUGGAACUCUUUGAGCAGGAAGUUGGGCCAAAAUUCACCACCAAAGCUCGCUUUGGUUUCCAAAUUCUCCUGAACUACACCGGUGGUGCUCUGAUUUUCAUCAGACGCGAGUAUGCCAGCCGGAUCCGAAUCAUUCAAAACAGCUGGAAAUCUGCCAAUACGAAGGCAGCAGGGAUAACGGAUGUGCGAGAAGUGAUGGCAUCGCCGAAAAAGGAGAAGGGCGCAAAUUCUGACAAAUGGGAAGACGAGUCUGAAGCAGAUGUGGAUCUGGAGCUGGCAGAGAUGACAAAGACUACGGAGGGAAUGAUGGUGCCCAACUCCUUCAAUGACAUGUUUCUCUUCAAUGCGGCAGUGAUGGGCUUGAGCAAUAACGACUGGAUGAUUCUGAUCUUAGAUCAGUUGGAUGCCAUUGCCUUAAACGUUGCCAACCCAUACCGCUUGCAAGAGGAAUGUGACGUCUUGGCGUUGGUGCUAUCAAGAUACCAAGGUAGUUUUGUCCUGUCGGAGUUCAAGGCGGUGGUCCUAGCCUCUCUGAGGUCGUUGGUCUCCACCGAGUGGGAUUCUGACCAUGAGGUUGCCUGGAACUGGCUUUGGCAGAACGUGGAGCGCCUACUGAAGCAGCUUCUUGGAAAGCCACCAGUGCACGAGAAGGCCUUGACAGAAGUGCUCACGAGACUACCAGAGGAGUCGAUGACACAGCUCCGACAAGAAUUUUUCUUGAACUUCUUCAGGUUGGCGCCCACCGGCCAAGACUUUUUUAAGCAGUCGCUUACCAGGUUGUACUUCAUCGCAGACAAAAUCAUCGAGCUGUGUAGUGAGAUCUACCGGCAGCCGCGGGCGAUGGUGGAGGACAUUAGUGGCCUCGGUUUGCGUCACGUGGGCUACGCCAUUCCUGCCGAGCUCUUUGCUCCUUUCGUCAGCUCUGCCGUGAAGGUCUUCAGCACAGUCACCACCAACGAGACAGCCAUCGCAGGCUUCACUUGGGCAAUGCAACUGGUCUCCAAGAUCUUGGUCCGCGCCAUUUCUGAGGGCUCGACUGUUGUUAUGAAAGCCAUCAGUACAAACGAUGAAAUCUCGAUGAAGAAAGCCAUGGCCACCUCUGCACGUGGAAAGCGAGCUCAGGAGCUCCUGAACAUUUCCGUUGGUGCUCAAUCAAUCUCUCCCUUCUACUGGUCCAUCCGUAGUGGCAAUCUGAACAGCGCAAGGGCGAUCCUUCAAGACCUGUUGACCAUCCGAGCAGAUCGUGAUGUAUAUUAUUAUGCUUGCGACGAUUUGUUUGUCCGCCAUCCUGAUGUGGUGAAGUAUUUAAUGACAGAUGUGCCUGCCUUGCUCCAGACCCUGUUCAAUGGCCUAGUGUGGAGGUCAAGAUGGAUCAGCAAAGGUCUUCGCAGGGUGAAUUACUAUGUAAAGCACCUUGUGCAGGACCUGGAUGGUCAGCCCAGUGAGACAUUGUCUUGGCUGGAGGACUAUGGGGAUCCAAAUCUCAUCAGCCAUGAGACUGUGGUGAUGGUAACGGACAUUUUGUGGGAAGGUAUCAAGUUUCGCUUCCUACGACGCAAGAUUUUCUUCUUAUGGUCAAUUUGUCUAUAUUUGGUGAGCCAGUCCAUUUUAUCAGCACUGGAACGCACGGAAGGAAUCCAAGCGGCGAUUUUUGUCUGUCGCACAUUGAUCUAUGCCACGGCCGUUCCGAAGCUGUUGUAUGACCAGGUGAAGCUAGUUUGUGAAGACUGCAAGACCGGCUACAUGAACCGGGCUUGCCGCAUACCAAUUCCACAAUCUUUGCUUGAGUGGCAAGGCGGUGGUUCUUUGAUUUUGCUUUGGUUGCUCAUUGUAAUGUGUAGCCUGGAGCCAUUCUAUUGGUGCAUGGCGGCUGGGACAGAGGAGCUUUUCUCUGACACUUGCGAGCAGGGUCAAGAAUUCAAGCGGAUCUAUUCAACUUUCUCUUGCUUGGCCAUGAUGCUCUACUGGAGCUUGCUUUUGAGCAUGAGUGUUUUCCACAUGCCUUUUGGCGGCUAUUUUUUUUUGUGGUUAAUGCUGUGGUGCUACCCAGAAGGUUUUCUUUGGAUGUUAUUUUGUUGUGACAUGUUGUCACCACAUUUGCACCGGAACUUGGUAUUGGCAGCUUGA
This is a messenger RNA of Cladocopium goreaui, 2391 nucleotides long. The record is from the annotation of a GenBank genome assembly. NCBI's taxonomy places the organism in Eukaryota, Dinophyceae, Suessiales, Symbiodiniaceae.